Messenger RNA from Formica exsecta, 1377 nucleotides. Its product is annotated as EF-hand calcium-binding domain-containing protein 1-like. The coding region runs from base 1 to 669 and encodes 222 amino acids. The record is from RefSeq and is a predicted model, not a curated record. Lineage: Eukaryota; Metazoa; Arthropoda; Insecta; Hymenoptera; Formicidae. Gene Ontology annotation, biological process: calcium-mediated signaling. Gene Ontology annotation, molecular function: kinase binding; calcium ion binding. The transcript has 5 exons.
AUGCCGGUCGAAUUACCCAUUGAUACGUUAAACAAAUCUUCGUCGGAAAUUGUCUUUAGAAGAAAAAAUAAUGCUCUAUUCAAAAAACUAGCGCGAAAGACUCACUUCAAUUUGAGAGAAGUCGAAGCGUUAGCUGUUAUACACAGGAAAAUAACGCAAACUUUGGGUCCCAUGACAAGAUCGGUGUUUAGAGACGUUUUACAUUCUGGUUUGGAUUUUACUGAAAAUAUUCGACACUUGUACAUUGAUAGAAUUUUUGCUACGUUUGACAAGAAAAAUGUCUUACAAAUUCAUCUGGAACAAUGGAUUGAAGGACUUUCUAUAAUUCUUCGCGGCAAUUUAAACGAGAGGAUACACUUUGCUUUUAAUAUAUACGAUUUUUGGCAUACCAACAAAUUAAAAAAGGAGCACAUAUUUCCGUCAAUGCGCGGUUGCCUUAUUAAAUUACAAACAGACGAAGAUGCUGAUGAUGGUGUCAAGGAUUUGAUUGAUUCACUGAUGAAAAAAGUCGACAUUGAUCGCGACGGUGUAAUAUCCGAAGAGGAAUUUCACAGGGCUAUAAAAGAAAGAAAUCUACUACUGCUGGAAUGUAUGGGACCAGUGUUUCCAUCUAGAGAAGCGCGACGAACAUUUCUGAGCACAUUUACGGAUCGCCUUGGACAAUUUUGACUCAUAUGUUUUACGAAACAAGUGUCCUUUGUAUAAUUGAAUACUCAAUAACAUCGAUCGUGACCCUCGUUUUGUCAAAUCUGUAAUCUGUAAUAUAAUAAAAAUACGUGUAUACAAUAACCUCGUAUGAAUGAUAUUGCCAAGAGCUAUUCAAGCUAGAAACCUAAAAGUGCAUCCCGAUGCAAUAGACAGGAAAACGCGCUAAAUCAGACAGAAAAAGAUCCUCCCAGACGAGCAACGCUCCAGUAAGUUUUCUAGAUCGUCGACGUAACGUACGGCUUUUAUGAUUCAUCGAACGAUGGCAAUUGACUCGUCCGUUUUCUUCGCAAACAAUCGUUAAUGGACCGCGAUAAUACCGCAUCCUAAUCGCAUCAGUCUGCAUCCGCGAUACGAUCGUCAAGCGGGUGAAUCGAAUCGAUCGCUCCCAUGAUCGCUCGAUCGGUGAGCUCGCGCGAUCGUCAUAAAUCUUAUUACUAUAAUCAUGAAUAGAUGAUCGAUCCAUAUAUCCGCGUGUUAUUUAUCAUGACUUAUCGAUCGACGAUCGCGACUGCGUUAUUAGUUAUAUAUCGUAAAAAUGUUGCGAGAUGGAGGAUGAUACGAAUCUUAAAGUGCGAAGGAAAAGAGAAAGGGUAUCUGUCAAGGAUAAAUCAGCUGUGUUCCUCUCUUGUAAGGAUCGCAUGAGGUCCACCUGCUCCGCGAUCUCUCGAU